Messenger RNA from Hippoglossus stenolepis (Pacific halibut), 4688 nucleotides. RefSeq names its product copine-9-like. Gene Ontology annotation, molecular function: calcium-dependent phospholipid binding. Gene Ontology annotation, biological process: cellular response to calcium ion. Bases 197 to 1903 code for a protein of 568 amino acids. NCBI's taxonomy places the organism in Eukaryota, Metazoa, Chordata, Actinopteri, Pleuronectiformes, Pleuronectidae. The record is from RefSeq and is a predicted model, not a curated record. Gene Ontology annotation, cellular component: plasma membrane. The transcript is spliced from 20 exons.
CUCUUUACCCUCCGCUGCGCUCCAGCCACCGUCAGCAGCAACUAUUACUACAACCGGCUCCGGCUGCUUCAGUCUCUCAUCCAGCUGUGGAGCCAGCACAGAGUGGUUUUUACAGCUGUGCUAUAAGUGCAAACUUCGAGGAUUGAGUGAUUGAUUGAUUAAUUGAUAGAUUGAGUGAUUAUAGAAAGCCUGAGCCAUGGCGACAAUAGGAGAUUUCGACCCACUCAACUCCACCGUACCUGCUACAAAGAUUGAAGUCACCGUCUCCUGCAGAAACCUGUUGGACAUGGACACCUUCUCGAAGUCAGACCCAGUGGUGGUGUUGUACGUUCAAGGCCUGGGGACCAAGGAGUGGAGAGAGUUUGGCCGGACUGAGGUGAUCGAUAACACGCUGAACCCCGACUUUGUGAGGAAGUUUGUCCUUGAUUUCUUCUUUGAAGAGAAACAGAACCUUCGCUUUGAUGUGUACAAUGUGGAUACCAGGAGCUCCAACCUUUCAAAACACAAGGACUUUCUGGGUCAGAUGUUCUGUACGUUGGGGGAGAUCAUCGGCUCGACCGGAAGCAGGCUGGAGAGGACGCUCUCUGGGAUUCCCGGAAAGAAGUGUGGAACCAUCAUCUUCACAGCCGAGGAGCUAAGUAACUGCCGGGACAUAGCGACCAUGCAGCUCUGUGCCAACAAGCUGGACAAAAAGGAUUUCUUCGGCAAGUCUGACCCUUUCCUUGUCUUUUACCGGAGCAAUGAGGAUGGGACGUUCACCAUCUGCCACAAGACUGAGGUGAUCAAGAACAAUCUGAACCCUGUUUGGCAGUCGUUUACCAUCCCUGUUCGAGCACUCUGUAAUGGAGACUAUGACAGGACAGUGAAGGUGGACGUGUAUGACUGGGACCGAGACGGGAGUCAUGACUUUAUCGGGGAGUUCACUACCAGCUACAGAGAACUGUCCAGAGGCCAAAGUCAGUUCAAUGUCUACGAGGUUUUAAAUCCUAAAAAGAAAGGCAAGAAGAAGAAAUACAUCAAUUCAGGGACGGUGACCUUGCUGUCUUUCAAAGUGGAGUCAGAAUACACAUUUGUCGACUUCAUCAGAGGAGGGACACAACUCAAUUUCACAGUGGCCAUAGACUUCACAGCAUCCAACGGGAACCCAUCCCAGCCCACCUCACUGCACUACAUGAGUCCAUACCAGAUGAAUGCAUAUGCCAUGGCUCUAAAAGCUGUAGGGGAGAUCAUUCAGGAUUACGACAGCGACAAACUCUUCCCAGCAUAUGGCUUUGGAGCUAAACUUCCCCCAGAUGGCAAGAUCUCUCACGCCUUCCCCCUGAACUCAAAUACAGAAAACCCAAACUGUGUGGGGAUCGACGGGGUGCUAGAGGCAUAUUUCCAGAGUCUGAGAACAGUUCAGCUGUAUGGUCCCACCAACUUUUCCCCAGUCAUCAACCAGGUGGCUCGAUGUGCGGGAGAAGUGACCGACGGCUCCCAGUACUUUGUGCUGUUGAUGAUUACAGACGGUGUCAUCUCAGACAUGGAUCAGACCAAGGAGGCUGUGGUGAAUGCAGCCUCCCUGCCCAUGUCUAUCAUCAUAGUAGGAGUGGGCCCUGCUGAGUUUGAUGCUAUGGAGGAGCUGGAUGGGGAUGAAGUCAGAGUUUCCUCCAGGGGGCGCUUAGCUGAGAGAGACAUCGUCCAGUUCGUUCCUUUCCGGGACUACAUCGACCGCUCAGGCAACCAGGUCUUGAGCAUGGCCCGUCUGGCCAAGGACGUCUUGGCAGAGAUCCCCGACCAGCUGCUGUCCUUCAUGAAGAGUCGAGGGAUUGAACCCCGCCCCCCCUUGCCUGUCACCUCAGAAUCCCCCUCAAUGUCCACCCCCACUGCAACCACCACCAAGGAACACAACGUGCAUGCCUGAAAAUUAGGGCAUGUGUGAGUGUGUGUGCGCAUGUGUGUUCUGCAUGGUUUCCAGGGGUUGAUAAGAGGAACCGGGUCAGGCUUGUUUUCACGGUGUACUUAAAGGGACAACUUUCAGAAGAGAAAAAUCCCCAUUAUAAAAGUGUAUGUGUAAAGGAUUCUUCUGACAAGAUCUGGAUCACAAGUGUAAAAAAAGUGCAGUUUUGAUCUUUUUAAUGUUUCUCGUUCUGUCUUCUGUCAGCUCCUGUCACGAUACUCCCUCUGCAAGUGCAACACGCAGCUCUGCAGUCACACACAGCUGCAUUUAAAUGUCAUAUGGCUGUUUUUCCUCAGUCACUGAUUCACUAUUUAUUUUUUUGAAAACCCAACUUCUGCUGAUGUUGUUUCUCCAAUCCUCCUUUAUUCAGUUCUGGGUCUGUCUGCUCUAAUAAUGAAUCCUGAAGUAGCCGACAAUGUGCUUUCUAUCAAUUGCAAAGAAAGACCGUAUGAAGAAAGAGGUCCCUUUCCUUGUUUAUUAAUUCUCAGGGCAUUUCAAAGGCUUGACGGUAACACAGGAAACUGAAAAUUGUUGGAACAGAAAUUAUAUCCUUUCCUGGUCGUGGCAACUCAGCACCAGGGGACACCAGUUCUUUUUAUUGCAUCAUGAAAGUGUAUGCUGUAUAUUAUUCUAUGCUGAAGAUGACAUUGAAAUGUUUUCUCUGAAGGGGUAAUGAAUGUUCUACAUUUCAAGGUCAAUAUCCAGCGAUGGAGCAUCGGCAAGUCUGAACUAAUCCCACGUGGACAUGAAGGGAGACGCUUGCAAGCAGGAAAUAUCUAUGUGGCCCUGAAACAGGCUCGAGAUGGAGAAAGGACUGAAAUAUCCUCCACUUCAGCACCUCCACCUCCUCCAGCGAGCGUACAUUUAACAGUAUCAGUUUGUGCAAUUUAUUUCAGCCCUGGUUUCAGAGGACAUCCUCAUAUCAGUGUGCUCCGCUGUCCAGCCUCUUCCUCUAAAUUGUAACUCUCUCAGCUGAGGCGAAUCAUUCUUGACUGAGGGCGCCUCUGUCUGAAGCUGCCUGGAGCUGAUCAGUGUGCAUUUCACAGUCCAGAAUAUUUCAUAUGUAGCAGAGAAUGCGUGGAAGUGUCAGGGUCACCUUUACUUUCCUUUAUGUUGUUCUGUGGAAAGAGGGAGAAAAACAGAAAAUUGAAACAGUGGUUUGGUAAACACUCUUUUAUUAGUUCAUUAGGUAAAACCAAUACAGUCUAAUACAGCAGUCCUGCAAAAUUCCUCUGUGAUGGUUAUACUGUUCAGUUUGUGUUUGAACUGUGUUGAAGAGUUGUAAUAAAAGGAUAUAGUUUAUAUAGUAUAGGGGUGCUGUAUAACUACUACAUUAUAGAGACAGGGGUUUUUGUUAUUUAGCCUACCAUCAUUGCUUUGAAUGCGUCGGACAAAUUAAUAGAAACACCUCUCAUCAUAAUGCAGUACUCUUGUGAACUGUUGUAUGUGACUAUAUUAGUGUUAGAUAGGUGUACCUAAUAAACUGACAACUGAGUGCACAUACUGCUGUGUCAGUGACACUGAGGCCGUGUUGACUGCUUUUUAAAAUGUAUGCACACAUUUCCCCGGUCACUUCUGCUGUUUGAUAAAUGGCUGCAUUUCUCCUGUGUUGGCCUGUCAACCAGCAGCUGUAGAAACAGGCUUUUUAGCAACGAAUUUAGACUUUUCUGAGACGUUUUUUCCCUGUUUGUAAUGCCUUUGUUGUGUGCAUGAACAAUUCCAGCAAAAGUGAGUACUUGACCAUAAACCCCAGAUAUGAUUUACUGUAACAGGUUGAGCUCUUUUUUCUUCCCUUGAACACAGGAUCUAAAAACAGAUUCUAUGAAGUCUGGUUGAAAUUCUCUGUCUCUGACCUUUGGAACAUAGAGAAAUGGUUCAACCUGAUAGCAACACAGUAAGUUGGAGGGAUUUCCUUCAAGCCAAAAAUAACAAAUGGAUUCAUCACUAUUGAACUUGUGUCAUAUUGUAACAGAAAGGAAACGGAUAUGUGGCCUUAUUUCUGUCAAAAUUGUGUGUGUGUGUGUGUGUGUGAGGGAGGACUCUAUUUUUAUAUGACAACACAGGACAUCUGUUCUUUUGCAUGCUUACUGGGCUGAUAUGCUGCCAAUGAUUGUACUUGUUUAGGAAAAUCUGUAUCUCUAUUCAUAUCUGACAAUGACUUCAAACUGUAUUCCCACAUGUGUUGACUUGUGAGCGUUCUUUCUAUUUCUACUGUUAUUGUGUACAAUAUACUUGAAGGAACUGCCAACAUAAUAAUAGUAAUAAUUAUAAUAAUAAUAAUCCCAAACUUAUAGGACUGAGACACAUGAAUAGUAGGGUAGAUUUGUAUCACAGUGUUAAAACAUACAUGCAUGUGUGUGUUACUAUCCACUAGUACACCAACCCAAAGUCACAUACAUGUAACCUAUUGGAUAUUUUUGUAUGAAGCAUGUGAAGCUUUCUAUACCGUGUGUACAGUAUUAGUUAAUGACACUGACAAACAAUUUACUGCUCACCAAUGCUCCCCAGUUAAAUGUGUCCCAUGCAGUCUACAUGUAGGUCAGAUGUAAAUACGUCCAAAGUGAUGUACAGAAUAUUUUGUGAAAGGUCUUCCUUCCAUUUUGUUCCUCUCUGAUACUCUAAAUGUGUAUCUGUUAUUUUUGUCUCCAUUUGCGUUGGUCACAGGUAAUUUAUAGCUUGGUCACUGUUUUCUAUCUUUUGCUUUGGUACCAAAUAAAGAUAUUAUUUAAGGCAGUGGGCCAUAAAGAUC